AGAAGUGUAGCACUGCACUAUACUGUGACGUUGACACAUUUUAAUCUUUUCUUGUUUAUGCCGCUGAACUGUGAACAGGUAGUGGAGGUCUGCGACACAUUCAUAUAUAUACCUGUCCCAACGCUGCACCUGCACUAGUGUAGCCGUGUUCACCGAUGAGGACAGAAUGGCCUCCCCAGAAGGCAACACUCAGACAUACAAAAUGACCUCCGUGGACAACGACAUCAACCAACACUUCCAGGAUGCAAUUGAUGUGAUUCAACAGCAUUCAAAUAAUUCAUAUUACGAAUCAGAUUAUGCAUACUACGAAACUCUGGGUAGCCAGCAACCAUCUCUGCAGUGUCAGAUCUCCUGCUGCCUUGUCACACACCAGUCUGAUGUACCACCUCCAGCAUAUGACUGGAACGAUGUGACUCAGCAGUCUUGGCCUCAGGUUAUCCCUGAUGUGCCCCUGGGUCAAUCUGUGCAAAAUGAAUCACCUCAUUUCUACUCCGUCUUACCACCACAGAGGAACAGCAAAGGUCGUAAGAAGCUCAGACUUUAUGAGUACCUCCAUGAGGCUCUGAAUGACCCCAGCAUGGGCGACUCAAUCCAGUGGACAGACAGUGGCAGCGGCACUUUCCACUUCAUCUCCAAGAACAAAGAGAAGUUGGCUGAAUGCUGGGGCCAGCGCAAGGGUAACCGCAAGACCAUGACUUAUCAGAAGAUGGCAAGGGCUCUGAGGAACUACAGCCGCACUGGCGAGAUCAUGAAAGUGAGGCGCAAACUUACUUACCAGUUCAACCCAGACAUCUUGCACAGGCUCGGCUCCACACAGGUGCACCUGCCCUGCCCCCCAGCCCAAGAGGAGGUCCAAACCCGGCAGCAGACCCCGGCUGAACAGAGUUACUGCGGCGCUGCGGCGGCAGACUGGCACAGCUGGUUUGGACACUACCAGCUGCAGGAAGACUAUGACCUGGCCUCAAGCUUCACUUCACACAGUCUAACCAAACUCUGAGUAAGAGAACGGUUUGAUCACAGAGGAGAAACUUCUCUUAAAGCCUUACAGAUUUGCCAGAGAUUUAUGUUAUCACAUGUUAAAGUGGGAUUGUUCAUAUCACGUACCAUAACGCUCUUCAGUUUCAAGAACCUUUAUUUUAGAAUGUGAAUCAUGAAAUGUGUUUCUUUUAGAAGAUUCUCAUCACUUUAAUAAGAUGUGUUUCAGUAAACAAGAUACUUAAUUGCUUAUUUACCCAUACAUCGCAGCUAAUGCCUGCACACGUUUUAACAUGUAGUGCAGACUUGACUGGUUGACAUUUUCAGAUCUCAUAGCUACUCAUGGUAACAGAGACCUCUUUCUGUAUUUCUGUUAAACUUUUAUAUUUAAUUUAAUUCUAAAAUUAUGUUUUAAAAAAACACACUGACUAUUUUUCUUGGAUUUACAAAUUGCCAAUCAAAUGUGUUUGAAUAUGUUAUAUAAAGUUAAAUUGAGUGUAAAUUCUCAGCCAAAAAGUAAUUUAAAUUAAUACUAACCAAAGUUUUUCAAAUUGAUCAAUUUCUUUUUUUCUUUUUUGUUAGAAAACCUAAACUAAAAACUAACAAGGUUUCAAUCACUUUGACAUCUUUAAUUAACAAAAUGUUUUUAUCUGACAUGCAACUUGCAACUUGCAAAUACAAAGAUUUAGUUCACCUUCAACCUUUAAAAGUCAGUAUCCCUAAGUGUUGUUUGUGGCCUACACUAAGAAAUGACAUCUAAAACCAGAAAAAUAUAUGUAUAUUUUUUCUAAUAAAAGUAAAACUACAUUAUGUAAGAUUUACCCCAAAAUGUUAAAAAAAAAAGGAUGUAAAAAAACUUUACUCACAAUGGAGACACCCUGUUUUGACUGUGUGUGUGUGUGUGAGUGGGAAUAAAGAUUAUCUUUUAUAACAAUAUUAUUAAUCUAUAUUCUAAAGUUGUCUAUGGCUCCUGCAACAAGCAACCAGUAAUAAGCAUUCUGUGUAAUCACAUGUAAAUCUGAUAAUUUUCUUGAUGAAAUUGUUAAAGAAAAAUUAUCUUUGUAUAAUUUUAUAUUUAUGUUUAUAUAAUAAAGUUUCUUUUGUUCAGCGAGAAGUUUAAUAAAAAAAAACUUUAUUAUAUUAUUAUUUUCUUUAAAUGAAUUCAACCAAUAAAUGAGUCUGUGUACCAUCA
Molecule: messenger RNA, 2167 nt
Organism: Scatophagus argus
Lineage: Eukaryota; Metazoa; Chordata; Actinopteri; Scatophagidae
Gene: spic
Product: Spi-C transcription factor (Spi-1/PU.1 related)
Exons: 5
Coding region: 167-997 (276 amino acids)
Biological process (GO): regulation of transcription by RNA polymerase II; cell differentiation
Cellular component (GO): nucleus
Molecular function (GO): sequence-specific DNA binding; DNA-binding transcription factor activity, RNA polymerase II-specific
Source: RefSeq, a predicted model, not a curated record